Molecule: messenger RNA, 689 nt
Organism: Stegostoma tigrinum
Lineage: Eukaryota; Metazoa; Chordata; Chondrichthyes; Orectolobiformes; Stegostomatidae
Product: potassium-transporting ATPase alpha chain 1-like
Exons: 5
Coding region: 246-689 (147 amino acids)
Biological process (GO): intracellular sodium ion homeostasis; potassium ion import across plasma membrane; intracellular potassium ion homeostasis
Molecular function (GO): P-type sodium:potassium-exchanging transporter activity
Source: RefSeq, a predicted model, not a curated record
CACUCUCCAUUGGACGCAGUCUGCGAGGGUGUUCCCCAGCCAGGGCAGGGUAUAAUUGGCAGCCAGGCAGGGAGGGGCAGUUUUCCAGGCUGGGGGCUUGUUGAUUGCUGGCACAGGCUCCUGUGAUUCCACCCCAACACGCCCCCAGCAGCACCGCUCCCUCCCUGAAAAUUACACCAGUCUGCUUCGCAUCUGAGCAUUUUAUCAUCUCCUCUGAGGUUGGCAGUGGGAGUCACAUCAGGAGCAUGGAGAAGCUGGACAUGUACCAGAUGCAGGGGAAGGGACGACCUGGUGCAGACGUGAAGAAGAAGAAAAUGAAGAAGAAGGAUAAACUGGAGAGCAUGAAGAAAGAGAUGGAUAUUGAUGAUCAUGAGAUCAGCAUCGAAGAGCUUGAAGAGAAAUAUGAAACCAGCAUUGAACGGGGUCUGAGCAAUGCCAAGGCCCAGGAGGUGCUGUUGAGGGAUGGACUCAAUGAGCUGAAACCCCCCAAGGGUACUCCCGAGUAUGUGAAGUUCGCUCGUCAGUUAGCCGGGGGUCUUCAGUGUCUGAUGUGGGUGGCAUCUGUCAUCUGCUUCAUCGCCUUCGGAAUCGAAACAGCCCGAGGGAACCUCUCUGGGUACGAUGAUGUGAGUGUCCAUGGGAUUGGCUGGGGCAAUGACGGAGGGCUGUUGGAUCUGGGUGAGGGGUAG